AUGAAUGAUUUUCAGAAGAACUGUGACGUUGAUAUCGAGCUAAAUGAGUUGGAUAUAGGAAUGAACAGAAGAAGUUGGACGGGUUUGGUCGAUUUUUUGGGUUUAUUGGGUACUGAAGAGACGGAAUUUAAUUGUAUACAAAAGGAAAACCAGGAGUCAGAUUUGGCUACGGAAUCCAAAGUGAACGCUUUAUGUGUUGGUUGCACACUACGGGUGCGUUCCUGGCGUAUUAAUAUGAACUAUCCUGCCAAUUCCACUCGACUUGGUGUUAUUCGUGUUGAGAAUGCUGUCAUAAGCACCCAGAUAUCAAAAACGAAUUUCCGUCAUAUUUUCUUUUAUGGUUCAAAUUUGAUCGUGGUGCAGCAGAGACGGCUUGAAACAUUAACGAAGUUUGUGUUGAAGGUAAUAUUUUUGGGUGAAGAUGCUACUCGAGAGUGUGAUCUACAAGUUAAUAUUGUUGUGCCCGAGACGAUGAAGUUCUACUAUGUUCAUACGCAUAGAGCUUCGUGUUUAUCACUUAUGAAUUCGUUCAGAUUCUUCUGUGGUUUGUUGGAUUUCUGGGCACAAUUUAGCGAGUUGCAAGAUCAGGUUGCUAAGAGCAAGCGGACUGUUGUAAUCGACGAAGUGCGCUCGAAAAUUUCAUUAAAUAUAAAUGUGAAAUGUCCAGCAACUGUAGUGCUUCCUCUGAAUCAGUUCAGCGAUGACUUAGUGGUGCUUGAGUCCGAUGGAUUCCGAUUGACCAAUUCAUUCAACCGAAUGGGUACGAUAAAGGACUUUUUCCAGAAGAAUUUCAUUGACACUGAUUACGGUUACGCGGUUCGGAAGCCCAAUGCUAUUCUUGGUGAUGGCGGCAUAGGUUCAAGUUUCCGUAUUUGA
Molecule: messenger RNA, 876 nt
Organism: Angiostrongylus costaricensis
Lineage: Eukaryota; Metazoa; Nematoda; Chromadorea; Rhabditida; Metastrongylidae
Source: the annotation of a GenBank genome assembly